Messenger RNA from Gadus macrocephalus (Pacific cod), 3685 nucleotides. It is a transcript of the gene gnsa, whose product is annotated as glucosamine (N-acetyl)-6-sulfatase a. Bases 151 to 1773 code for a protein of 540 amino acids. NCBI's taxonomy places the organism in Eukaryota, Metazoa, Chordata, Actinopteri, Gadiformes, Gadidae. Gene Ontology annotation, biological process: glycosaminoglycan metabolic process. The record is from RefSeq and is a predicted model, not a curated record. Gene Ontology annotation, molecular function: glycosaminoglycan binding; N-acetylglucosamine-6-sulfatase activity. The transcript has 14 exons.
GGAUCACAUGACUAGAGACCAGGAAGCAGCGGGCCGUGAGUCGCCAGUGUCGUGUCUGGAAUACUUAUAAGAACACCUCAUUAUUUUCUAUCGAGCUGAGCUGUUUGGACAAGUGGAGGCGGCUGCACGACUUGACAUUUGCAAGGGAUAAUGGCCUCUGUCGGACAUUGUCUGCCGACUUUUCUAAACGGGCUUUUAAUCUGCGUCACUUUGCUGAGCGGUCUGAGUGUCACUGCCAAGCCGAACCGAAAACCUAACAUCGUUUUGAUUCUCACCGACGACCUGGACAUCGCUAUUGGGGGUCUGACUCCACUAGCCAAGACUAAAAAGUUAAUUGGAGAUGCAGGGAUCUCGUUCACGAAUGCUUUCGUGGCCAGCCCACUGUGCUGCCCAAGCCGGGCUAGCAUACUGACGGGGAAGUACCCCCACAACCACCACGUCAUCAACAACACGCUGGAGGGCAACUGCAGCAGCACGGCCUGGCAGAAGAGCCAGGAGCCCAACACCUUCCCAGCCCUGCUGCACAACCUGGGAGGAUACCAGACCUUCUUUGCUGGGAAGUACCUCAACCAGUACGGCGACGCCAAGGCUGGUGGACUUGGCCAUGUCCCGCUGGGAUGGACCCAAUGGUUUGGACUGGAGCGGAACUCCAAGUACUACAACUACACUCUGUCUGUGAACGGGAAGCCUGAGGUUCAUGGAGCGGAAUACAGCAAGGACUACCUGACCGAUGUUCUGGCCAACGUGUCGCUGGACUUCCUGCGCUACAAGUCCAAGUACCAGCCCUUCUUCAUGAUGGUGUCCACCCCGGCCCCCCAUUCCCCCUGGACGCCGGCCCCCCAGUACCAGGACACGUACAAGGACACCAAGGCCCCCAGGGACCCAAACUUCAACGUGCAUGGGAAGGAUAAACACUGGCUGAUCAGACAGGCCAAGACCCCAAUGAGCAACGCCUCCAUCCAGUUCCUGGACAACGCCUUCAGAAGCCGGUGGCGCACUCUGCUCUCGGUGGACGACCUGGUGGAGCGCUUGGUGCUCGCCCUAGAGGCCAGCAAGGAACUUGACAACACAUACGUCUUCUUCACUUCCGACAACGGAUACCACACCGGCCAGUUCUCUCUACCUCUGGAUAAGAGGCAGCUGUAUGAGUUUGACAUCAGGGUGCCUCUCAUGGUCAGAGGGCCCAACAUCAAGCCCAACCAAACCAGCAAGCUGCUGGUGGCCAACGUGGACCUGGGUCCCACCAUGUUGGACAUCGCGGGCUACGACGUCAACAAGACCCAGAUGGACGGCAUGUCCUUCCUGCCUGUGUUGGAGGGCCGGGUGAACGCCAGCAGCUGGAGGACAGAUGUGCUGGUGGAGUACGAGGGCGAGGGUCACAACGUCUCGGACCCCUCCUGCCCCCUGCUCGGACCGGGGGUCUCGGAGUGUUUCCCCGACUGCGUGUGCGAGGACGCCUUCAACAACACCUACGCCUGCGUGCGCAGCGUCGCCCCCUCCACCAACCUCCAGUACUGCGAGUUUGACGAUAACGAGGUGUUCGUGGAGGUGUACAACGUGACCGCCGACCCCUUCCAGCUGGCCAACAUCGCCAAGACCAUCGACCAGGAGGUCCUGGAGAAGAUGAACCACCGCCUCAUGAUGCUGCAGUCCUGCUCCGGAGCCUCCUGCCGCACCCCUGGGGUGUACGACUCCAGGUACCACUUCGAUCCCAGCCACAUGUUCGACAGCCACCGGACCCGGCUGAGCCUACUGCGACACGGGACCAAGUGAGCAGCGGGAGGCCUGCAGAGAGGAUGAUGAAGUAAACGGAAGAAGGGCUGGUGUGUGUGUGUGUGUGUGUGUGUGUGUGUGUGUGUGUGUGUGUGUGUGUGUGUGUGUGUGUGUGUGUGUGUGUGUGUGUGUGUGUGUGUGUGUGUGUGUGUGUGUGUGUGUGUGUGUGUGUGUGUGUGUGUGUGUGUCGUAGUUGAUUCUUUCCAGCCUUUUCUCGAUGUUGUUGCCUUAUCUCUGGGAGUCUCCCAAAGUUUGAUGAUUGAAUGAAGGAGACCCUGUUUAGUUGACAGGGUAAAAUCGGAGGCCUUUUUUGAGUGGUUUCAAUACCCAACACUGCCACUUUCAGUGGGGGGGGGGGCGCCCUUUCUCUUAAACAGACCUGCUGUGGUACAGAGGUCCUUAAGAACCCAGAUCGUGGCUAGGUGCAUGCACACUUGGAGACCUAAAGGGGUCCAAAUCCCCAAUUCUCUGACCUAGUGCUUCUCUUUGGUCACCUUCCUGCUCGUCGUCACCCUAUCGUUCCUACACACACACCUCCUUAAUGUGUUUCCUGCUGUCUGAACACCCUGGGAUAAAACGGAAGUCAACUCUGCCUGCUACAGUAUCAAUCAAGAAAAACUCUUGACCCCAUUGAUCCAUUCUUAGACUGUUUAUUACGAUUUAAAGCAAGUGAAAUUGCAGAAGUCUAUAUAUAUUUUAUUUUUCAACCAUCUCCCACACUGCUUGGCAUGCCUCCGUUGAGUGACCUCUGUUGCCUUCCACAUGAGCCAUGAAGUGACCCGACCAGGACUGCUGACCCUAAAGGUCAGAGGGCAGCCGCACCUUUUGACCCCUGAAGUAAUCAAAAGCAAGAAUUGUCACAAUGUUUGGUGUGUCAUCAUGUCGGAUGAUGGUUGGUUAUGAUUCACCCAGUUUUGGUUGAAUCAACAAACCAUUUGUGAACCCCACCAUGAAGAUUAAGCAACCCACUGUAGACCCAUGUGUCAUCGUGAAUCAUUGUUGGUUCCUAUUGGUUCAUAUGCGUGUUUGGAAUGGGAGAAUGAUUUUUAACCUAAAUUUAAAUAAAUGUUCCAUUAGACGUUUAGAACAUUUCAUUGGUCUACUCAAUAGAACGGAGAACUUGUGCACAUACUGAAAAUUGGGGCAAAUAUUGAGACACUGCUUGAUGCUUGUUCAAGUAGUCUUUUAUUUGCCAUUCAUAAUUAAUUAUGUAACUGAUAAUUUGAUAGCUUCCGACUACAUUAUUUCAAUGAGGAAAAUGACUUUAGUGUUACAAUAUUGUAGUCCAAGGGAACAUAUAACUGAAACUAUAAAUCAAUGUCUUGCAACGCCAACACGACCAAAUCAUGGUUCCUUGCCUCCAGGUUUAGUUUCAAAAGUGAACGUGAGGAAUGAACCAGUCAAUGAAUUAACUCAAAGAGGGAACCAUUUUCGUGCUCUACUCAUCACAUGACAAGAUGGUAAUGAUAUCUCUGAACAAUCUCUCGUAUUGUGUGAACAUAAGCUUUAGGUUGUACAUGUCCUUUUGUCACUCAAUUAGUUUUAAUUGAAGUACUGAUUACAUUGUCCUUACCUUGCAGACUUGUUUACUGACACCAAUUUAUGGUUCUGAUCUUUUGUGUAGCCAAAGAGUUUUUUUUAAAUUCUGCAGUUUGUUGGACUGCCACUGUUGAAAUUAUUUUAAUCUUUAUUCCUGUUCAUGUUGCAGAUGAUCAUGUCUUUGCAAGUUUGAGUGUUGGCAUAUCUGGAUAGUCUUACCAAACUAAAUUAUAAUUUGUAGGAGACAGCUGUACUGAAUCCAGACUUAACAUAACGUUCUAAUUAAUGUAUGCACUUGUUGUGGCACUUUUUUUUUCAAAGAUGUUUAAAUGUAUUUUGUGGCUUUUUGUUGAAAUAAAAGAUUUUCAUCUCA